GGGCUUCGCUGGGGUCAGAAGGUGCACGGAGUAAGUGGCAGGAGUUUAUGGAUGAGUGACGGGUAUCCAGCACAGUAAGCCAUCUCUUCGUUCCCCAAGGAAGCAUUUCUGGGUUGAAUGUGGAGUGACUGACCAUGUGGACACUGUCCAGGUUUCUUGGAGUCUCUGUGGAGCCCCAGGACCAGACUUCAUAGUGAAGGCUGCAGGAUCUUCCUUCCAGCUCCAGCAGCUCUGGCUGAGUUCACAGAUGCCUGCCUGGCUUCAAGCUCCUGGUAGGAGCUGAGCUAUCAGCAAGAGAGUCCCAGGGCUGAGGCUCAGCAGGAACAUGCCAGCCAAGCGGAACUCUCCCCCGUGGACCAUGGCCCUGGCUGCAGAGGAACAUGGCAGGUUGUGUGAGGUGAGAAAGGAGAGGUUUCCAGGGACAGGAAUUCAUUCAGUAAGGAGGUACCCAGAAAUAAACCCAUGUCUCUAUGGUCAAUCCCAUGCUGACCAUGCUGUUUUGAACAGGACUGUGUUGUUACAGGUCUCAGUGUCAUUUGAGGAUGUGACUGUGAACUUCAGCAUGGAGGAGUGGCAGCACUUGGACUCUGCUCAGAGGCGCCUAUACCAGGAUGUGACACUGGAGAACUAUAGCCACCUGCUCUCAGUUGGGUACCAAGUUCCCAAACCAGAGAUCAUCUUCAAGUUGGAGCAAGGAGAGGGACCAUGGACAUUGGAAGGGGAAACCCCACAUCAGAGCUGUUCAGAUGAAGAUAUUGGGCAAACCCAACAACAGAGAAUUGCUGGAGAAGUUUUAUUCCACUGUGAGAAAUUUGGUCAAUCCACAGAAGAUUCACUGUGUUCCAUUUUAGAAGAAUUGUGGCAAGAUAAUGACCAGCUAGAGAGGUAUCAAGAAAACCAAAAUAACCCUGUAAGUCAUGUGAAAGUACUCAUUAAAGAGAGGGGCUAUGAAUGUAAAAACAUUGAAAAAGUAAUUCAUGUGAGUACCAAGCUUGUUCCUUCAAUUAAAAGACUCCAUAACUGUGACACAUUUGGAAAGGGUUUGAAGCACACUUUAAACUUACAUAAUCAUAAUAAAAGCAAUGCAACAAUGAACCUUGAUAAGAUUUUUGGAAAUGACAACAAUUUUUCCCAUAGCUCCUCCUGUACUAAGAAUGAGAAUGCUAAUACAAGAGCAAAUGCUUGUGAAUAUAAUCAAUAUGGAAAAUAUCUUGGACACAAACAAGUUCUCAUCCACCAUCAGAAAAAUCACACUGGGGGGAAACUUUAUGUAUGUACUGAGUAUGUGAAGAGCUUCACCCAGAAGUCAGAUCUCUUUGAGCAUCAGAAAAUUCAUGCUGGAGAAAAAGCCCUUGAAUGCAACAAAAGUGAUAAAGUCUUCACUCAGAAGCCCCAAACUGAUGUAGCUCAGGGUGUUUAUACAAGAGAAAAAUCCUAUAUAUGUACUCAUUGUGGGAAGGCCUUUGCUCUCAAAUCAAACCUCAUUACACAUCAGAAAAUUCAUACUGGGCAGAAACCCUUCAAAUGCAGUGAAUGUGGAAAAACCUUUUUCCACAGAUCGUAUCUCUUUAGACAUAUGAGAAUUCAUACAGGAGAAAAACCUUAUGAAUGCCAUGAAUGUGGAAGAGGCUUCUCCCAAAAUUCAGACCUCAAUAUUCAUCAGAAAACUCAUACUGGAGAAAAACUCUAUGCAUGCAGUGAGUGUGGGAAAGCCUUCACAAGAAAAUCAGCACUCAGGAUGCAUCAAAGAAUUCACACAGGAGAGAAACCCUAUGUGUGCACUGAAUGUGGGAAGGCCUUCAUCCAGAAAUCACAUUUUAAUACACAUCAGAGAAUUCAUACUGGAGAGAAGCCUUAUGAAUGCAGUGACUGUGGGAAGUCAUUCACCAAGAAAUCACAACUCCAUGUGCAUCAAAGAAUUCACACAGGAGAAAAGCCCUAUAUAUGUACAGAAUGUGGGAAGGUCUUUACUCAUAGGACAAACCUCACUACACAUCAAAAAACUCAUACUGGAGAGAAACCCCAUAUGUGUGCUGAAUGUGGGAAGGCUUUCAGUGAUCAGUCAAAUCUCAUUAAACACCAGAAAACUCAUACUGGAGAGAAACCCUAUAAAUGCAAUGGUUGCGGGAAAGCCUUCAUAUGGAAGUCACGCCUCAAAAUACAUCAGAAAUCUCAUAUUGGAGAAAGACACUAUGAAUGCAAUGAAUGUGGGAAAGCCUUUAUCCAGAAAUCAACACUAAGUGUGCAUCAAAGAAUCCAUACAGGAGAGAAACCCUAUGUUUGUCCUGACUGUGGGAAGGCCUUCAUCCAGAAAUCACACUUCAUUGCACAUCAUAGAAUUCAUACUGGAGAGAAACCUUAUGAAUGCAGUGACUGUGGAAAAUGCUUCACUAAGAAAUCCCAACUCCGCGUGCAUCAGAAAAUUCACACAGGAGAGAAGCCCAAUAUAUGUACUGAAUGUGGGAAAGCCUUCACUGACAGGUCAAAUCUCAUAACACACCAGAAAAUCCAUACUAGAGAGAAACCCUAUAAAUGCACUGACUGUGGAAAAACCUUCACUUGGAAAUCACGCCUUACCAUUCAUCAGAAAUCUCAUACUGGAGAGAGACACUAUGAAUGCAGUAAAUGUGGGAAAGCUUUCAUCCAGAAAGCAACACUAAGUAUGCAUCAGAUAAUUCACACAGGAAAGAAACCCUAUGCGUGUACAGAAUGUCAGAAGGCCUUCACUGACAGAUCAAAUCUCAUUAAACACCAGAAAACUCAUAGUGGAGAAAAACUUUAUAAAGGCAGUGACUGAAAAAAGCCUUCAGCUGGAAAUUAUCAUUGGGUAUGCAUCAGACGGCCCAUAGUGGAGAAGAGGCACGCCUGAUGCCGCAAUCAUUGCGUA
Pteronotus mesoamericanus is the source of this 2887-nucleotide messenger RNA. RefSeq names its product zinc finger protein 41 (gene ZNF41). Gene Ontology annotation, molecular function: DNA-binding transcription factor activity; RNA polymerase II cis-regulatory region sequence-specific DNA binding. Lineage: Eukaryota; Metazoa; Chordata; Mammalia; Chiroptera; Mormoopidae. Gene Ontology annotation, biological process: regulation of transcription by RNA polymerase II. The record is from RefSeq and is a predicted model, not a curated record. Bases 326 to 2797 code for a protein of 823 amino acids. The transcript has 6 exons.